AGGCCUCUGCUGCAUGCUAGUACUACUCCCUAUUUACUACCCGCAGUCUUUUCCAAUUCUUUCUCAUCAUUUUCUCCCAAAACCUUCUCUGUUACUAUAUAUUUCUUCUUUCUGUAACCCUUGCAAAUCCAUUUUCUGCUAAUCACCAUUUGAAGAUGCAAGAAAACAAAAUGUCGAGCAAAAGACAGAGUGAAGAUUUUUCAGCAGAAACGCCAAGGAAGAAACCAACUAGGGCUCUAAGAAUCCAAACUGAUUCAGAUGAGGAAGUUGGUAUUGAAGAAAAAGUUUGUUAUUUUCGGGUUCUGUUGCCAAAUGGUAUAACUUUGGAGUUGCAAGUACCUGAACCGCCCACUGAAAUGCCGGUUGAGGACUUUAUCAUUGUAGUGAAGCGAGAAUGCAUAAAAGUUGGGGGAAGAACAGAGUUCGGCCUGAAGUCCAAAAGACAGAUUUAUUGGACGAGCAAGGAUUUGCAUUUUGUAGAUGCUUUUGAGAACAAGAUAACAAAGACGUUGGAUUUCAGGAAUUUUAAGCCUAAUUACAAGUCUCAUAUGUUAAGGCUUUGUGAUGGUUCAGCCGAAGCAGAUAAAUAUGAGAAUAUGUGGGAUCUUACGCCGGAUACUGAUUUGUUGAAGGAGCUACCCGAAGAAUAUACUUUUGAAACUGCACUUGCAGAUUUGAUUGAUAAUUCAUUGCAGGCUGUAUGGUCUAAUCAUGCAAACCAGAGGAGAUUAAUAAGUCUAGAGUUAACUGAGAAGAGGAUCACAAUAUUUGACACAGGCCCUGGUAUGGAUGGAAGUGCUGAAAACUCUAUAGUCAAGUGGGGAAAGAUGGGAGCUUCUCUUCAUAGAUCAUUGAGAUACAGAGGCAUAGGAGGAAAACCUCCAUACUUAAUGCCUUUCUUUGGUAUGUUUGGUUAUGGAGGACCUAUUGCAUCUAUGCAUUUGGGAAGACGAGCCUCAGUUUCUUCAAAGACAAAGGAGUCUAAGAAAGUAUUUGUGUUACAUCUUGAGAGAGAAUCUCUGAUUAGCUGUUCUUCUUCUCAACACACUUGGAGGACCGAUGGAAGUGUUAGAGACCCCUUGGAAGAUGAGAUUCGAGAAUCAACUGAUGGUAGCUUCACUAAAGUUGAAAUUUUUCAUCCAAAGAUGAGAAGCGAAAGCAUACAGCAGUUACAAUACAAACUGAAGGAUAUAUACUUCCCUUAUAUUCAGUGUGAUGAAGUGUCAAAUACAGGAAGAACCAUAAUGCCUAUUGAGUUUCAGGUCAAUGGCACUAAUUUAGCAGAAAUUGAAGGUGGAGAGGUGGCAACCACAAACUUAAAGUCCUGCAAUGGUCCUGAGUUUGUAUUACAACUUAGAUUUCAUGUAAACGAUACCAAUGUAAAAGUUGGUUCAGGAAAGAGAUCACCCCUAGAAGCAAAUGCUCGCCUGAAGUGUGUUUAUCUUCCAGUGGUGCAGGGUAAAGAGAGUAUUGAGGUGAUAUUGGAAAAGCUAGAGGCGGAUGGAUAUGGAAUUACAGAGAAUUUUGAAAGUUUUAGUCAUGUUUCUGUCCGGCGGUUGGGUCGUCUACUUCCAGAUUGUCGAUGGACUUGGCUUCCCUUCAUGGAACCUAAGCUAAGAAAGGGUGAUAAGGCUGAAGUCUUGAAGAGAUGCUGCUUUAGAGUAAAAUGUUUUGUAGAGACGGAUGCUGGUUUCAACCCAACACCAUCAAAGACUGACUUAGCCCAUCACCAUCCUUACACCAUUGCAUUAAGGAACUUUGGCAACAAGCCUUCUGAGAAAGAGAAAGAUAUUCAUGUUGAGAUAUCCAAAGAUGGAAAAAAGGUGACUCUCUUGCAAGUGGAGAAGCAAUAUCAGGACUGGAUAAUUCAGAUGCAUGAGCGCUAUGAUGAGGAGGUUGACUGUGGAGAGGAUCAACCUACUUUUGUACUCAGCCCUUCGCACAAGAAAGAGCUUGGUGUUUCUUCAGAUGUUAUGAGAAUUCAUAAAGUUUUACGAAGGAAAGGAAUAACUUGGAAAUCAGGGCAGAAGAUUAAAAUUUUGAAGGGAGCUUGUAGGGGUUUCCACAAGAACAAUGUUUUCGCCACAUUAGAAUAUAUUAUUCUUGAAGGAUGUCAGGGGGAAUCAGGUGGCGAGGCUCGAAUUAUCUGCAGGCCAUUAAACGUCCCUGCUGAGAACGGUUCUCGCCUUAUAGUUGAUAAAGGGUGUGCUAGCAUAGAAAUCCGUGACUCAAAAUCUUUGCCGAUUAGUGUGAUCGACACCGGAAAGUGCUUAUCUGUUGAUAUUACGGAAUGGGAGAACCAAAUCUUGAAACAGCAAGAGAAAAGCACUCCAUCGUCAAUUGACAUCUUAAAUGCCAAGCAAUGUGAAGACUUGGGCAUUGAGGGGGCACUACCUCAGGAUGUUGUUGAUGCUGGACAUGAACCUCCUGAGGAGAUUGUUGCCGUUGUUCGUCCAGCUUCUUUUAGUUCUAUUACUGCAUCCGCAAGUUUGGAUCAGAAAUACAUCAUGAAAGAAAAUUUUCAGAUGACUCUAGAGGUCAAAUUUGAAGCAGAAGCGGACAGGAAACAACUUGGUCAUAUUUACUCUGGCCGAUUGACUCCUUCGUCGCGUAAAGGGUUUAACGGUCUAUAUAUAUUCCCCCUGAAGGAGAAGUUUCCAGAGAUAUUUCAGAAAGCAGGCGUUUACCUAUUUCAAUUUUCUCUUCAAGACAGUUGUACAAAUUUUGAAAAGGAAGUGCGUGUUAAAGCAUUGUCCGAGGCUGCUAGUUGGAAACUUAUAAGUGAUGGGAAGACUACACUCAAUGUAAGGGUUGGUUCUUUUUUUCCAGAGUUUUUGUGCGUUGCAUGUUAUGAUAGAUUUUCCAAUCGUAUUCCAUUCAAGUUGCACACAAAGAUAAAGAUGAAGUUAAGUUCUAGUGCCAAUGUUGUUGAGUCCAAGUGCCACUAUGAUCAAUUCAUUUCACGUGACAGAUAUACGAUGAAGUUUAAGAAUGUAAUUAUUGAAACUAGUGACUUGGAUAAGAUUCGACCAAGUUAUGAAGCUACCUUACAUAUAUGUUCAAAGGAUGACCCGGUUUUAGCAGCUAUUCCUUGUACAGUUAUUCCUGGACCUUUGCAACGCGUCCUUCUGCAUCCUGUAGAUUUUGGCAAGAAAUUGGUUCCAGGAAUGAUCAUUAAGGAGCUUGCUUUGGAGACAUUUGACAAGUAUGGUAAUCAUAUGAGAAAAGAUGAGCACAUCAAGCUGAUGCUGGAAGGAUUAUGUUUACUAGAAAAAGGAGAUUGCUUUCUGAAGGUGGACAUUCAUGGGUGUGUAAACCUUGAUGGAACCUUGAAGGUUACAGCAGGAUAUGGUAGACCUGUUUUCCUUUCUAUUUUUUCUGGCGAUGAUGUAGUUCUCAAGAAAGAGUUCCAAACUGAAGAGAGAUGGUUGCGAGUUGCAUCCAAGGUACCUAAAGUUUGUGCCGCUGGUUCUCAUUUGGAAGAUAUUGUCUUUGAGGUCAUAAAUUCUGCUGGUGAAGUGGAUGAAGAUAUCCAUGAUGAAGAGGAAAAUGGCCACUCUCAUACGCUUCUGAUAAGGCAGGACACAUUGAGGGGAGAAGACAAUGUGAAAUACAGCUUCUAUCAUGGACGCUGCAUUGUCCGCUCCGUUCCUCUUCCAAAGAAUGAAGGGCUUUUCUGUUUUGUAGCCAGUCACUCUCGUUUCCACGAGCUGCAGACAAGCAUAGAGGUGCAUGUUGAGAAGGCGGUAAACGAUGAGCAUGAAAUUCCCCAACCUAGAAAUCGAAAGAAAGAGCUUAUGCUUCUUGAGGAUUCAUAUUAUUCAAAAGCCCCAGGAAUUGUGUAUGAUCACACCUAUGAUGAUUUUUCUGAUGGAAGUAUAUUGCUCUUGAAGGAUCCAUGUGCUUCCGCAGAACUGGAAGGAAGACUACAAAACCAACUUGAAAAGAAACUUGUGGAUGAUAUUUGCAAGUGUGGUCUAAGCAUCAACAAGUGUGACGCAAAUCUGGAAAUACUUCGCUUUAGGGAAUCAAAUAUUGUGCUUGAGAUGUCCAACUUGGGAGCAAAGAUCGGUCCUGAUUCUUUUCACGACUUAGGCUACAAUAGAAACAUGGUUGUGGAGAGGAUUGAAGGAAAGGCUGACACUGCAGCUGCUGUUGUCCACAAGCUCCUCAGAUCACCAAUAUCGAAACAGCUACAUCUUCAAUAUGCUAAUGACAUACUUGGUGUGGUUGCACUGCUUGGAGAGGUUCAGACCCAUAAGCUUAGCAGCAUGUUUUCAGCAUAUCUAGGAGAAGAUCAAAUGCUUGCUGUAGUAUGCAAAUCCCGUGCAGCUGCCAGAGCUCUUGAAAAGUAUCAAAUGGAUGGAAAUGUGAAUUGCGCCAGUCCUCUUGACAUAUUAGCAGCUAAGCUUGGAAUUUCCAUCAACGGUCGAUAUUUGGUUAUAUGCCUUGAGGAUAUAAGACCAUAUACACGAGGAGUCAGCAGUGAUCUCCAACGAGAACUUGCUCUUCCGCUCCCUACUUUAUCCAACGGAGAAACUCCCCCGGGCUUUGUGGGGUAUGCGGUUAAUAUGAUAUUUCCUCCUGCAGAGCAUUUGCAGUUGAGAACUGCUUCAGGUCAUGGUCUUCGCGAGACAUUAUUUUAUCGCCUGCUUGGUAAGCUUCAGGUAUACGAGUCUAGAGAGCACCUUUACAUGGCAAGUUCCUGCAUAGAAGAUGGUGCGGUUUCCUUGGAUGGUGGAAUGAUGAGAGGGAAUGGAGUUGUAUCUGUUGGAUUCGGGGAACCAUACAUUCUAUUUCCAGUCAUCUGUCCGGAAAGCCAGUUACCACUCUCUUCUGACAGAGUGGAGAUAUUGAAGCAACUUGAAGAAAAGAAGCUGGAGCUAAGUCGAAUGCAAGAUCAGAUAAAGGAUGAGAAUAGGCGUAGAGAAAAGUACACGAGGAAGUUGGCCAAAAAGCUCGAGUAUAAAAAGCAGAUAGAAGAGUUGGGAUCUCCACCUGGAAUGUACAGCACUGACAUGUAUAUCAGCAGUGCUCCUCCUUGAUGCUGGUUUUGCUUCUUCUGAGGCCUAUACAUGUAAUUACUUGAAACAUAGCCUCUUAUGUUUAUUUAUGUUGGAGACUUCCCUUUCUGGAACAUAUUUUUGGUCUGCUUCCAUGGCAUCUUUUGGUGAGAAAUACAGGGUAGUUUACUGUACAUCAGUUGUGUAGGAAUUUCAGAAGUGAAUUACAGCAUUGUGCAAUCAGCAUCUCUUGUAUAGCCCCAUUAUAGUUCUCUUUUGUAAAGUAAUUAAGGAAUUAUUUACUGAUCUUAUUUUGGAAAGGAUUUCACUGAACAGCUACCUCUCGUUCCGUUUUGGGAUAUGCUUGUAUGUAAGAAUAACUAACUGUUUGCCCUUUUAGCCUUGGAAAACAUAUAAUAUACAGUUAUACUGGGAUGAAUUGUUGCUA
Messenger RNA from Nicotiana attenuata, 5451 nucleotides. RefSeq lists its product as uncharacterized. The transcript has 38 exons. Lineage: Eukaryota; Viridiplantae; Streptophyta; Magnoliopsida; Solanales; Solanaceae. The coding region runs from base 156 to 5045 and encodes 1629 amino acids. The record is from RefSeq and is a predicted model, not a curated record.